This is a messenger RNA of Nicotiana tabacum (common tobacco), 1706 nucleotides long. The record is from RefSeq and is a predicted model, not a curated record. Lineage: Eukaryota; Viridiplantae; Streptophyta; Magnoliopsida; Solanales; Solanaceae.
UCUCUUCCUUCACCAAAUACAAUUACUCUUUUUUCCCUCUUUCUCUCCUCCCUCCCUCCCUCCCUCUCUCUCUCAACGUAUAGAGAUACAGUAAAAUAUAUAUAGAUAGAUAGAUACAGAAGAGGUAUAUAAAUAUAUAUAGAAAGAAAAUUGUUUGUGGUGUAGGUGAUUGGGGAGGGGUGGUGAAGAUGAGUAGCAGCAACAGUAGUGGAGUUGUUGUUGGAGGGGCUAGGGUUUCAAUUCCGAGCAGUGUUCGGAAAACGAUUCAGAAUAUAAAAGAGAUCACUGGGAAUCAUAGUGAGGAUGAGAUAUAUGCAAUGCUCAAAGAAUGCUCUAUGGAUCCCAAUGAGACUGCCCAAAAACUCCUCUUUCAGGAUACAUUCCAUGAAGUAAAAAGGAAACGCGACAGAAGAAGAGAGAAUUUGAACAAGGAGUCUGCUGAGCCAAAGUGGAAACCAGCUAUGCAGGGAAGGGGAAACAAGGGGAGUCGGGGAAACUUCACUUCUCGCCAUGUUUCGCUUGAUGCUGGUGGUCGAAGGAACUCUGCACCUGAUAAGGAAAAUGAAGCCAGUCAAGUUUCUGACAAGAGUGUCAAGCCAUCCUCCGUACCAACUAUUGAGGCGAAUAAUACUUCAAGCUCAUCAAGUUCCAGAGCCAAUGGGCCUGGUGCUGUAGCUUUUGGGAGUAAUAGUGUUGUACAUGAUGCCCAUGCAUCAGCAGGCAGAGGGAUUAAGCAAUCUGAAGCCACUGCAGGUGCUGGCUCUGUCAAGUCGGAGGAACCACUGCACACUCCAAGUCAUGGUGCGGGCAAAAGCCCCAGAGUGUCUGUAGGAACCAGGGAUACACUUGGACAGACGAUGCCUAACUCCAGCAACUCUUCAACCUCCUUGUCUUCACCACCUUCGUCAGGAGCUUAUUUUUCAGCAUCAGAUCCUGUUCUUUUGCCAUCUCAUGAUUUACGACCCCCUGGUGCAGUAGGCACAAUUAGAAGGGAAGUUGGUGGCCAGCAUGUGUCAUCUGAUCAUGUCCCUACCAACUCGAUCGGGAGCAAGGCAACCACUGCAGUUUCUGACUCUAGAAAUUCGACUCCGCAAGUAAAAAUGUCAAGCAAAUUCCAGGGGCCUGGAAAGAAUCAGCUUCCAGAUUUCUCACAAUGUGCUUCAUCGGCUCAGGGUGUUUCUUCUCUUAGUAGGCCUUCAUCUAAUUACAACAACCGUCCCCUGGUUGGCCCACAAAAAGCUGGUCCCGGUAAGGAAUGGAAGCCAAAGCCUACACACAAUAAUAUUGCUCAGGGUAAAGCUAUAUCUGCUAGUUCAGCUGAUCUUUCUACAGUUUCUGCUGAAGUUGAUACACAACCGCAGCCUACGUCUGUCAGUGUUGAAUCAAAGGAAGGGACUUCGGAAUUGCAGCAGAAGCUAGAAAAAUCACACAUUUCAGAGAUUCAGCAUGUUGUUAUCCCUAACCACCUUCAUGUGCCUGAGGCUGAAAAACUUGGGUUCUGUUUUGGAAGUUUUGAAGCUAGCCUGGGCUUAGGUGUGAGCCCUUACAAUGCUGCUGAGAAAGAAAAGACUCCAUCACUUUCUGGAAGUUCUGAGGAUAUUGAAGAAACAGAAAAUGAGCACUUUUCCAGGUCCGUCAUCGCAUGGUCUCUUUACUCUCAAUCCCUCUUCUCCCCUGUUUAUGACUUGUGAAAGCUUUUGGUAGUU